AUCAACAGAAGAAAAGGUCAUUGUAUCUCAAGAACAUCUUCCAGGAAGCACGCAUUGAUGGAAGCUUACAGUCGGAACGCACGUAAUUGGCAAGGACUAAACGUGCACGAAAAUGUUAAUACGAAAAAUAUGCUGGCAUAUUGUUUUGCAGAGCGCAUAAAAUACGCUAACAACAUCGUCACGCAACACAGUCACCAUUAAAAUUCAUCCUGUCUUUUAUAGAGAUGUUCAAGUUCAUAGAAGCGUCAAUAUUACUUCGUUGACUCACACGCAUUUUCCAUAGAGUUUACAUUACUCAAACUCUCAAGAGGAACACAUCAGUACGAAUUGAAGGUCCACGGUACAAUCAAAAUGCACCUCAUACCAAAGUACUAUACGACGGAUAGUGACGUCGGUAGCUGAGGCCUGGAUCAGUGUCCAUCAGCGUGAUUCGGUGCAGUUGUAUGCAAACUGUGAUAUGUAUUUAUGCUAAACCAAUCCAAACGCGUGAUUGGUGCAGAUUCACCACAGUCAGUGAUAUGGGUAUUGCAUCCCAGGUAGACACUGCGCAUCAGUCAGCGAUGGAUUACCGUGCAGCACAGACGGAUGUUACUGGUGCAAACACCACAGACGAUCCGGAUUGGAUCUACGUUAGCCGAGAUGUCACGGGGAUAGCCAUAUCGGCUAUACUUCUGGUGCUCAUCAUCCUCUUGUCGAUCUUGGGAAAUCUUGCCGUAAUUCUGGCAAUACUCAAGACCCCACGUUUACGGGAGAAAACCUCCAACAUUUUCUUGAUCAACUUGAGCCUGACGGACCUGAUGAAUGCUUCUUUAGUGAUGCCCAGUGCCUCGGUAGCCCUGAUAGCGGAUGAUUGGUAUCUGGGCUCACCCUGGUGCUACGCCCAAUGUGCCUUCAACUAUUGGUUUAUAAUCGUCUCCAUGCUAACCCUAUCCAUGAUCAGCAUCGAUGGGUAUUACGCUGUUCUGCACCCAAUGCAUUACAUGUCUAUAAUCACACCAAAGGUGGUUAAACUUGCCGUAGGCUACGCGUGGCUACAGGGCUGCGUGUUUGCUCUGGUACCCGUUUUCUACCGCUGGGUAGUUUACGAUUACUGGGAGGUGGUCUGCGCCAUAGACUGGGAUACCUACAGCCAAGAAGGGGCUCUAACCUACGUCAUCCUGGCCUUUUUGUUUUGCUUCUUGGUCCCUGCCAUCGUCAUGACUUUCUGCUACACUAAGAUUUGCCGCGUUGCUCGGCAGAAGGCGGUGGGGCCUGACAUCGGCGGCGGGGGCGCGAACGCUAAAAAGAACCGCAAGGCCAUAAAUGAUCGGAGGGUCAUUAAGAGCUUGGCGAUUGUCGUGGCCAUCUUCUUCCUCUGCAUGACACCUUUCUGCAUCACUAAACUCAUCAAGAUCUGCACCAACACCAAAGCUUUGCCUCCCUAUCUCUACCUGGUAUCCGCCUGGUUCGGUUACCUCUCAAGCGCCACCAAUCCGUUCAUAUAUGCCAUAUUUCGGCGCGACUUCCGCCGGGCUUUCAAAAAUGUCUUUUGCCGUGGCUGGAUCUUCCCGGGCCGUAGCCGCAGCCACUCCUCUCAUGAAGGAACAAGAAUGAGCAUCUCCGAGACUAGACGAAGGAGACCCAGCCAGUCGGUUAACAACAUCCUCAUGGUGGCAGCGUACAAUGAGAAGACGGAAAACCAGCCGUCUAUAUCGGGCAUGGUGUCAAACUGUGAAUCUGAAGGCAGAGCCAACGGAGGCAAGCACUUGUAAUGCAACCAAAGUUUCCACUCAAUUAGGCCAAAAAAAAUAAGUCUCCGGUUUCUGGUAUG
Molecule: messenger RNA, 1810 nt
Organism: Patiria miniata (bat star)
Lineage: Eukaryota; Metazoa; Echinodermata; Asteroidea; Valvatida; Asterinidae
Product: alpha-2Da adrenergic receptor-like
Exons: 1
Coding region: 444-1751 (435 amino acids)
Biological process (GO): G protein-coupled receptor signaling pathway
Cellular component (GO): membrane
Molecular function (GO): G protein-coupled receptor activity
Source: RefSeq, a predicted model, not a curated record